Molecule: messenger RNA, 1072 nt
Organism: Brienomyrus brachyistius
Lineage: Eukaryota; Metazoa; Chordata; Actinopteri; Osteoglossiformes; Mormyridae
Product: basic proline-rich protein-like
Exons: 3
Coding region: 70-642 (190 amino acids)
Source: RefSeq, a predicted model, not a curated record
UUGUUUCAUGGGAGGUGCAGCGUGCCACUGAUUAAUUGCAGGGUCAUAAACCUCCAUACUCCGCACUGGAUGAGCCCCGUUGGUACCGCCUACCUGGGAGACACCAAUGAGUACAAGAAAGGAAUCACUCACCGCAUAGAUGUUUCCCUGAUAUGCAGCUACUCCGAGGCCACGUCAGCGAGUGCGCAUGGGAGCGAUCAAGGUCCAUUCGCACUGUGUGUGGGGAGCCACAGCCCCAUCCCUCAGGACAUGAAGCAGACACGGAGGAGGCCCGGACCCCAGACAGUCAGAGGCCCCCCAGGGCGUGGGAGCCCCCGGAGGACCACCGCAGGGAGAAUAGCAGCCCCUCACCCAGAAAAGGGCAGAGGAGAGCUCCGGAGGGAGGCCAUCCGGCAGCCACCGUGCAGGCUCCACCGGCGGCCGGCCCCACCACGGCAGACCAGGCCCUGGGCCCAGAGAUCCAAGGGCCCCCCCACCCCCCAGCAAGGGCCCGACAGAGCCAGGAGGGCCAGAUCCCGCCAGGCAAUCGCCGCGGGCGAGCCAGCACCCACCCGAGCACCCAGCCCUGGACAUCGAGAACCACCAACGCACCAGUGGCCAGGUGCCCCAUCCACCAGCAGGGAGUGUGGCGGGGGGGAAUAGAGCCCGAGAUGUUAUUUCAGGUGGAGUCUAGAACCCAACCUGACACAUGCAUAUAGACAAACAGGCACACACAUAUACAAGCAUACGUUCCCACCCUCAUGCACACAUAAACAAAUAUUUACACAUUCACCCAACAUAGAGACACACAGAAAUGAACGCUGUACACACACUCUCACUCCCCGUAUAUACUCUCUGUGGACCCCAUUUUUUUCCUCUGCCGAGGAAACCGGAAGACCACCCUGGACCCCGCAGCAGCCGAGAAGCGCACCAGCCCAGACCCCGACCAGACGGCCAGAUCAGUGACCUUUCAAAGUCAGAUCGUGGACUUUUAUCGUCGAGAUCAUGUAUGAUCUUCAAUACAUCAGUGAUAAUUGGCCUGCACGCCGCAUUGGCCUUCACUAGAUCGUUGGCUUUGACGAUCUUCAUAAAG